UCAAGUGUUGCAAGUUGGGACUGAGUCCACUCUGAAAUGGAACACUGGAUGUGGAAAAAGGGAAGAAUCCUAAAUUUAUAGUUACUUCAUCCCCUGCAAUGAAUUGAUUGAAUCCAGAUGUUCGCAAGGAUCGCGGAUGCAUUUGGAGAUGUAAAUUAAACUGUUUUAACCAUUUGAAUCUCUCUCUCUCUCUCUCUCUCUCUCUCUCUCUCUCUCUCUCAUACACACUCACACAUACAUAUAUUACCCACCUAAUCCACCACUUAGUACAAGGGCAUCAAACUCAUUUUUGUCGUGGUCCGCAUUUUAGUUAGUUUCCCUCACAGGGCCGUUAUAAUUGUGAAGUGCUUCACAAUAUGUUUGAAUAUAUUUUACAGCUUUGCAGCGGCACGAUGGCGCAGCUGGAUAGUGUUGGCCUCACAGUAUUGAGGACUCGGGUUCAAAUCCCAGGCCCGCCUGUGUGGAGUUAGCAUGUUCUCCCCAGGCCUACGUGGGUUUCCUCCGUUCCCUCCCACAUCCCAAAAAGAUGUAACAUUAAUUGGACACUCUAAAUUGCCCGUAGGUGUGAUUGUGAGUGUGGCUGUUUGUCUCAACGUGCCCUGCGAUUGGUUGACAACCAAUUUAGGGUGUCCCCUGCCUCCUGCCCGUUGACAGCUGGGAUAGGCUCCAGCACUCCCCGCGACCCUCGUGAGGAUAAGCGGCUAAGAAAAUGGAUGGCUUGGUUGAUAUUGUUUUGUACUUCUCAGCCACUGUAAAAUCAGGGCCUUGAGUUUGAGGCCUGUGUCUUAGUGCCACCACCACAACAUGACUAUAAAAACUAUCAUAAAUACUUUACAAAAACGCAGUAUAACAGCAUAAAAGUGUGCCAAAAGGAAGCGCUACUGCUUCUCCCGGGAGCCCACCAAAUAGUAGUACUAACAAGUGUGUGAACGAAUGCUCUCAAUCCUGAAUUACAAAUCUGAAUUAUGCAAUUAUCAUUAUGAAAUCAUAAUAAUCACGCACGAUGAAGGUUUGAUGUUGCUGCGAAGAAAGGCACAAUUGGACUACAACAGACAGGUGGAACUCAAGAAAAAAAAAAAGGAUGUCGGUUCACCUCUACCCGCUCUUAAGGACUUGCAGGCUCUUUUUAUCAGCAUAAACGCAAUAUUGAUAUCUUUAAAUUGCUCAGUGACUCUGUACAUUUGUGUGUAUCUCCUGAAUAUAUGUUGUUUGGUGUAGACAAUUUUAUUUUAUUUUAUAAUAAUUGGCCCGAAAAGUGAGAUGAUAAUGUUUCUGAUAAUUUGUCAAAGCACAACUCAUUAAAUGGUAUAUAUGCUUUAUAUUUAUUCAUUUAUAUCUUCACGAUAUACUCAUGCAUUAUUAUAUACUUCAACAGGAAUGCUUAAUUUAAAAGGUUUAAAGUUAAGACAAUUGCUGCAUAGAAGCACUGGGGACAUCUGCUGGUCAAGUCGUGUACUACUUUUAUAUUAAGUUUUGCUGAACACGGUCAGUGAUAUUUUAUUUUAACAGUAUGUUGUUUUACAGAAUUUUAUGGAGGAAUAUUUGCCAUUUUUAGGGAUUUAUAUUAAGUUUUUAUUCUGUAAUGUUACAUUAUUUUCAUUACAUAUGUGUUUUCAAUGAACUGUAGUUCAUUUUGGUCAAACAUGUUGUUUUUAUAUUUGGUUCACACAUGCAUUUGUACCGUAUUUAACUAACUGGAAUACAACUUCGUAUUCUAAUCAAAAAUAUAUAAGCUUACACAAUAUAUACUUUUAUAAAUUUGAAGUAUGAGCGGUCUUCAGUUUUGACAGUGUUCUGCUCAUACAAGCGGCGUCAUAACACGACUAUGGACGGAGGUCAGAACCUCUUUUUGUGGUUACACAGAAGUGAAGUCAAAAUUACAGUACAUAUUUUGAGAGAAGUCAUAAUUACAGUACCUAUUUUGAGCGAUUAAUCAAUCUCAAAAGAUUGAUGGAUUCAUUGAUUGAUGAAUUGACUGAAUACAAAAAAAUACGAAACAAAAGAUAAUGUAAUGGAAAGUGAAACAUUUUUUUCAAAGAAAAGAAGGGAGAAACAAAUGAAAGCAUUGUGGGAUGCGUUUGGUUCGUAAACUCGAAGUUUCGUAUAUCAGAACCGAUUAUUCCCCCCCCAAAAAAAAUCUACUUUCAUCAUUUCAUAAUGCGCACUCUAUUUUGAUUCAUCUAUUUCCGCUUCCGUUGUGUCCAACCAAGAAAAAAAUACAGGAAUCCAAAAGUUUUUUUUUAAUUAUUUGAAAAGGUGAUAAUUUUAAGAUUAAUCAAGAGCUGUGCGUCGGGGAACUAUAAAAUGAAAAGCAAACUGUUUUUUUUCCCGUCGAUACUACUGGUGGGCGUGUCCCAACGGCCGGCUUUUCCCUCCCUCCUCCAUUACUGUGUCACCGUAAACGGAAGAAGCAAGUCAUCCUGACUUUAUGCUUUUUUUCCCCAUAGUAAAUCUUACGCAGCCGUAUUAUUGGUCCCUUCGAAGAGGGCGCAGUCACAUAUAAAUAGUUAACAACAACAACAAGCGCCUGCUUCUUGUCACAUCGUCGCUUCUUCUUCUUCUUCUUCUAUUUAUGUAUUUAUUUAUUUAUUUUUAAUUCGAGCGACUAUUAUUUUCUCCCACCACAAAACAAAAGACGGGACAAAUGGACCCCGACGGCACGAACGCGGAGGCGAAGAGGACGCUGCUGAGCCGUGCCAAGUCUCUGAGGCUGCACACGGGAAAUUUAGUCAACAGAACCCGGCUGAAGAAGAAAUGCCCGUGCUCGCCCGGCGAGGAGCUUCAGGAAUGCAUUCAAGCUACAAUGAGCAGCUGGUUCUCCACAACAGACGGCCCAAAUGAGGACGUACCAGACACAGUAGUCUGUAACAUCCCGCAGGCCACAGAUGCCAUCGUACCUGAGGAGAGAGACGAACUUAAAGUUUCAGCCAAGUUGUUCCUCUUUGAGUCGGGUCAGUCGUCCAUCAGAGAUGCAGUGGAGAUGGCCUGUCAAACGCUGGCUGUGUCCCAGCUGGACUCGGUUAUCAUAGCGCCGCGCCGGCUCCUGGACAGCGACGACCAAACGCUGGCUCCGCUUCAGCCGGCGUGGGAGGAGCUGGAGGCGCUCGUCCGCAGCCAGAGGAUCGCCGCCAUCGGCACCUCGGACUUGGACAAAGACCUGCUGGAGCAGCUCUACAACUGGGCUCAGGUGAAGCCCAGCAGCAACCAAGUGAACCUGGCUUCCUGCUGCGUGAUGCCCCCCGAGCUGACCGCCUUCGCCAAAGAAUUUGACAUCCAGCUGCUCACACACAACGAUCCUACGGAGUUGAUAUCAGCGUCCACGUUCCAGGAGGCAAUGCAGGAGGGAACGCAGCACGUGAGCGCGGCUGACUGGAGGCUAGAGUGGCUCCUGCGCUACUCGGUCAUCGUCAAGAGCCGCGGCAUCAUCAAGGCCACGGGCUACCUGUUCGGCGCCAGGAAGCCGGAACUCUAGCGGGACAAGGAGCCGUUCGCGACCCCGUGCAAAGUCAACGGUUUGCAAACGCGGAAGCCGCCAAUCAACUUGAACGUCCCCCUUUGCACAUUUACUGUCGCGUACUCUGAAAAAGUUUUCUUCUCAAUCGCAAUGGAUUUUAUUGCCAUGGUCAGUGAAAGGUAUCGUCAAGACUAGGAUUUACUUUUUCGGUCCAAUGAUGCAAUAUGAAACAUGGGUGGUAAUAAUAAUAAUAUAAAAAUACGUAGUAUUUUUGUAAAAUUCAAGUAUUGGGUUAUUUCCAUAUACCAUAAUUCUAUUAAUCAAAUUAAAAAAAGGGCAGCACGCUGGCUCAGCUGGUAAAGCAUUGGCCUCAGAGUUCUGAGGUCCCGGGUUCAAUCCCGGUCCCGCCUGUGUGGAGUUUGCAUGUUCCCCCGCCAAAAAACAUGCAACAUUAAUUGGACACUCAAAAUUGCCCCUAGGUGCGAUUGUGAGUGCGAUUGCUGUUUGUCUCCAUGUGCCCUCUGAUUGGCUGGGAACCAGUUCAGGGCACACCCCGCCUCCUGCCCGUUGACAGCUGGGAUAGGCUCCAGCACUCCCCGCGCCACUUGUGAGAAUAAACAGCAAAGAAAGUGGAUGGGUGAAAUUGAAAAAGUCUUUUUUAAUCAAAAAUUACUUUUUUGCUGCCUUGGUUUAAUGUGUAUAAAUAUCUCAUAUGCUGAAAGAGCCAAUGUUGAAAUCCUAAUUUCCAAAACUUAUUGAUUUAAAAUUUGAUGAGCAGCAGGUGUAAAUGUGAAGUUUAGCGCAAAUAUGAGAGCGAAAGCGCUUUUGAACCAAAUCAUUCUGGGAGAAGAAAAAUCGACGUACUGUACUACUCAAAAAGUUUGGGAUAUCUGGUUUUUCGGUGAAGUUUCAGGAUGAAAUUAAAAUGCAGGCCUUCUCACAGCUUUAUGAAUUAUGCCAUUAAAGUACUUGUUAUUGCAAAAAGUACUGAAACAUUGAACAGUCGGACUCUGCUUUUACAAGUUUAGCGAAGGUCCAAUUAUGUUCAAUUUUAAGGGCUGCAUUACAACGUGGAUUCAUCCUGAAAUUUCACGCCAAAACUCCAAUGUUACUACCGUAAUUUCCGGCCUACAGAGCGCACCUGAUUAUAAGCCUCACCGAGUACAUUUGUAAAGGAAAUACCAUUUGGUGCAUACAUAAGCCGCACCUGUGUAAAAGCCGCAAGUGCCCACAUUGAAACCCGCGCUGAAACACGAGAUGUUUACAAAGAAAGAGGGUACACAAAGAGUUUUCAAAGUUUUAAUUCCUUAGCUUAGUAGCAACACAGUAGGACAGCAAUAACACGGCCAGUAAAAAAAAAAAAAAGAAA
Syngnathoides biaculeatus (alligator pipefish) is the source of this 4823-nucleotide messenger RNA. RefSeq names its product glutamate-cysteine ligase, modifier subunit (gene gclm). The record is from RefSeq and is a predicted model, not a curated record. Gene Ontology annotation, molecular function: glutamate-cysteine ligase catalytic subunit binding; enzyme regulator activity. The transcript has 7 exons. Gene Ontology annotation, biological process: glutathione biosynthetic process. NCBI's taxonomy places the organism in Eukaryota, Metazoa, Chordata, Actinopteri, Syngnathiformes, Syngnathidae. Bases 2645 to 3472 code for a protein of 275 amino acids. Gene Ontology annotation, cellular component: glutamate-cysteine ligase complex.